GAGACUUGGAAGUAGACCUCUAUAUCCUAGUGAUAGAUAUACAAUCGUACGUGCACGAGAGGAUUUAAUGAGGACUUGUCUGUACCCUAUUUUUGUUUCCGUGUGUUAGUCGAAUAUUCAGAAAAGGCAAGUGAUGUCUUCUACAUAUUGUCUAACUAGAUGUGGGAUGUGUGCAAAUCUUAGUAUACUCCAUUCUGAUUGCAAACAAUGUGGGAACAUCUGUGAAAACUGUUCCGGGCUCCAUAGCAAAGGGAAAGCCUUCAAAGAUCAUGAAGUGAAAUACAUAGCUCUUUCACGUGGGAUGGAGACGAAUCCAAUCAGUAAGGAACCUUCCAUUCAACCUGACAUUCUUAAGAGUACCCCCACCACCACAACACCGGAUAAUCCUCCUUCUACACCAAAUACAUCAGGUAUUCAAAAGAAAAAAACUUUGAAACGAAAAUCAGCUCAAGAUAGCAUGAAGGGAAUGGAGAAAGCUUCUUGUCCAAAACAUAAAUCUUAUACUGUGGAUUUAUGUUGUCAGGAUUGCAAUCAAGCAGUAUGUUCCCAGUGUAUGACCACUGCUCAUACUGGACACAGAACUGGAGAUUUUACCGAAUUUUUCGAAAACAAAAGAGCUAUGUUGAGAAAUGAUUUAUACCUCAUCCAGAGCCAUAUCAAUCAAAGAGAGGAAGCAAAACAGCAGUUGGUCGAACAUCUAGAAAAGAUGGAAAAAGCUACAGAAAACGUUGUAAAGGAGGUUAAAAAUUUCAUUGAAAAAAUGCGAACAGCCAUUCAUCAGAAAGCGGAAGAUCUGAAAACACAUACUAAAGAAACCAAAAAGCAGAUUACUUCUAGAAAGGGCGAGUUUGUCAAAGAAAUUAACAAACUAGAAACCUUACGUAAAAAAUGUCAAGAUGAGCAGGAUACUAAAGAUAUGGGAGUUGUUCUCUUCAGAAAGGAUGUGGCAUCCUCGCUCGAGAACUACAAAACUCUCCCAAGCUCGUACAAAAUUACACCUCCAGCAUUUAUUCCAGCGGCAUUAGACAAAGAUAUUAUUAAUAGUUUUGGAACCAUUGUUUCCGCAAUUAUUGAGGAGGAAACUAUUUCUUUUAAGCCAUCAUCUGUUCCAAUAAAAAUGCCAGGUAAAAAGAAGAAGAAAGGUGUUAACAGUACUCCAUCGCCUGUCUCGACAGCCAGUUCUGCCACUGCUCAAGAUCAUGAAAUAUUUCAAAAUGCAGUGAAAUCAAUUUAUCAUGAGCUUGGUAAGCACAUUAAUAAAAAAUGAUGAAGACAAAUGGAACUAAAUAUUUCCUUCAAAUUUCAACCAGCAUGGUGAAAUAAGGGAAAUCCUUUUUUUUCAAUUUAGAUAAUCAAAUAUGCCCGCAGUGGAGAAAUAAAGAAAUACGUUGAAAGAAAUUAUCUAAGAAAUGUACUAUGAUCACAGUGAUGUAGUCAGUUAUAAGAGAGAGAGAGAGAGAGAGAGAGAGAGAGAGAGAGAG
Saccostrea echinata is the source of this 1481-nucleotide messenger RNA. RefSeq lists its product as uncharacterized. Gene Ontology annotation, molecular function: zinc ion binding; ubiquitin-protein transferase activity. The transcript has 4 exons. Bases 134 to 1267 code for a protein of 377 amino acids. Gene Ontology annotation, biological process: positive regulation of DNA-templated transcription. Gene Ontology annotation, cellular component: nucleoplasm; chromatin. Lineage: Eukaryota; Metazoa; Mollusca; Bivalvia; Ostreida; Ostreidae. The record is from RefSeq and is a predicted model, not a curated record.